CCUUACCCAUUUUCUCUUUCGCACGAAUUCUGUCCUUUCCCGUACGAUUUUUUAAUUCUAUCUACGCUACGCUCGCUAAAAUGUUCACCAAGACCCAGAUUCUCGCCCUCGCUCUGUCGAUUGCUUCCGCUGAGGCCGUCUCCAAGGGCUUCAACUAUGGAGCCAACAAGCCCGAUGGGACCCUCAAGGUCCAGGCCGAUUUCGAGGCUGAAUUCCGUACUGCGAAGAACCUCGAGACCACUUCUGGUUUCAACAGUGCCCGUCUCUACACCAUGAUCCAGGGCACCGGCAGCACCCCGAUCUCCGCUAUUCCCGCCGCCAUCGCUGAAGAGACCACCCUCUUGCUGGGUCUCUGGGCUUCUGGGGGGAACAUGGAUAAUGAGAUUGCCGCCCUCAAGGCGGCUAUCAACCAGUACGGUGACGAGUUCGCCAAGCUUGUCGUCGGUAUCUCUGUCGGCAGCGAGGAUCUCUACCGCAACUCUGAGAUCGGAGUCCAGGCUAAUGCCGGUAUCGGCAUCGAGCCUGAGGAGCUCGUCUCCUACAUCCAGCGCGUUCGCGAGGCCAUCGCCGGCACCGCCUUGAGCGGCGCUCCGAUCGGCCACGUCGACACCUGGAACGCCUGGACCAACGGCUCUAACGCCGCUGUUGCUGAGGCCGUCGACUGGCUCGGCUUUGACGGCUACCCGUUCUUCCAGAACACCAUGCAAAACUCCAUUGAUGACGCCAAGGCUCUUUUCGACGAGUCUGUUCAGAAGACCAAGGCCGUUGCCGGCAACAAGGAGGUCUGGAUCACCGAGACCGGUUGGCCCGUCAGCGGUGACUCGCAGAACCUCGCUAUUGCGUCGGUCGAGAACGCGAAGCAGUUCUGGGACGAGGUCGGCUGUCCUCUUUUCGAUAAUGUCAACACCUGGUGGUACAUCCUCCAGGACGCGUCGGGCUCCUCUGUCCCUAACCCCAGCUUCGGUAUCGUCGGCAACACCCUCAGCACCACUCCUCUCUUCGACCUGAGCUGCUCCGCCAGCUCCAAGAAGAACAGCAGCUCCGCCUCCGCGUCGGCUUCGGGCUCGUCUGCCCAGUCAACCGGUUUCGUCUCCACCACCAAGCCUGCUGCUAGCCCGUCCGGCUCCUCUGGUCUCGGCCACGGCGGCUCCCUCGGCUCCUCUGGCUCGUUCUCUGGAGGCCACUACGCCGGUGUCGGCUCCUCCAGCGUAAUUGCUUCUCCUUCCGCCACUCCUUCCGGCAGCGCUGUCCCUGGCUCCAGCUCGGGCCCUGGCUCUAGCUCUGGAUCCGCCUCGGGCUCUAGCUCUGGCUUUGGCUCUGGCGCUGCUGCCGACUCGACCUCCGGCACCAGCACCUCUGGUGACUCGACUUCCAGCACCUCUGCCACGCCUGCUGACUUCACCGGUGCUGGUAGCCGUCUGUCCGGCUCGAUCUUCGGCGCGGCUAUGCUCGUCGCUGCCCUCGCGGUCGCUCUCUAAAUUCUCUCGACUCGGCUGGUUCUAGCAAGGCGCAUGGGAUAAAUAGGGCAUAGGGUGUAUUUAUAUAACAUACCUUCGUUUCUGUAUCAAUUGAUUUCUUUUCUUUUUCUCUUCUAUAUUCUUGCGCUCUUGCUCAAUUUCGCUCAAUCUCGGUGGCUAAUUCCGCGAGAAGAAAACUAGAAUCAAGGAAAAUA
Aspergillus nidulans FGSC A4 is the source of this 1672-nucleotide messenger RNA. RefSeq names its product GPI-anchored beta-1,3-endoglucanase EglC (gene bgt2). Gene Ontology annotation, biological process: carbohydrate metabolic process. Bases 81 to 1478 code for a protein of 465 amino acids. The transcript has a single exon. NCBI's taxonomy places the organism in Eukaryota, Fungi, Ascomycota, Eurotiomycetes, Eurotiales, Aspergillaceae. Gene Ontology annotation, molecular function: hydrolase activity, hydrolyzing O-glycosyl compounds; glucan endo-1,3-beta-D-glucosidase activity. The record is from RefSeq and is a predicted model, not a curated record. Gene Ontology annotation, cellular component: plasma membrane; extracellular region.